This is a messenger RNA of Oncorhynchus gorbuscha (pink salmon), 3209 nucleotides long. Its product is annotated as enhancer of filamentation 1-like. Lineage: Eukaryota; Metazoa; Chordata; Actinopteri; Salmoniformes; Salmonidae. Gene Ontology annotation, molecular function: protein binding. The record is from RefSeq and is a predicted model, not a curated record. Gene Ontology annotation, cellular component: plasma membrane; cytoplasm. Gene Ontology annotation, biological process: cell surface receptor protein tyrosine kinase signaling pathway; cell migration.
AGCAGAAGUAUAUUGCAGAACCACAGUGAUACGGGCAACUGGAUUGGAAAUCAUUGAAGGAAACAUUCGCUUUUUAUUGUCUUUGCCAUUUACCAACUCUUCAUGGCUGUUUGAUCGCAAAGAAAACGUUUCGUUGCAACAUUCAGAUGUUUUCUCUGUGACGCGAAAGCGGAUAUUUUACACUUUCCCGGAGUCUGAGAGAAGACGAGCUGUAGGCGCUCAAAAUGAAGUACAAAAACCUGAUGGCCAAGGCAUUGUACGACAACGUCCCGGAGUCCCCGGAGGAGUUGGCCUUCCGGAAGGGAGACAUCCUAACGAUCAUUGAGCAGAACACGGGCGGCCUUGAGGGAUGGUGGCUCUGCUCGCUGCAUGGGCGCCAGGGCAUCGCCCCCGGCAACCGCCUCAAGCUGCUGAUUGGUCCCAUGUUCGACACCCAGUCCCCGGCCGCCCAAUCGUCACCUACGGGCUCAGCCUACCAGCAGAAGGUGGGCGUGUCUUCGUCCCAGGGGCUGUACCAGGUGCCGCCCUCCCAGAGCCCGGGUCAUCAGGGCAUCUACCAGGUGCCUCCAGGGCAGGAUGUCUACCAGGUCCCUCCACAGAGGAGCGUCCUGGCUGCAGACAACACCCCCAGCAAGGUGGUGACCCCAACACAAGUGGGACAGUCGUACGCCUACAGCCCUGGCCAGCACACCCAACAGGACCUCUAUGACGUUCCUCCCAUGAGACCACAGGGGGUGUAUGACAUUCCUCCUGGGAAAAUUAUGGGAUCGCCUUUUCCUGGACAACAUUGCAAUUCUCCCUCCCAAGGAGGAGUCUAUGAUGUUCCCCAAUCCACUCAGAUGGACCCGCGGACACAAGGGGUUUACGAUAUCCCUCCCUCUACGCAAAGGGUGUACUCUGUGCCUCCCUGCCGGAUCACCCCAGCCCUCCAGGAGGGAAACUACGAUUUCCCCCAACCUCUCAAACAACACAAACAACAGGAGGGCAUCUACGACGUACCCCCACCCACCCUCACCAAACCCUCCCCGUCCCCCCCAUCCAAUUAUGACUUUCCCCCCAGCUCCGAGCCAAUCGGACCCCACCACCUCCAACGCCCUGUCGCCAGCGACAACGAAGGCAUCUACGACGUGCCGCCCCCCGCCCACCAGCUCUCAGGGGCGGGGCCUUGUGGCGAUCUGUAUGAUAUCCCCAGGGGGAUGCAGCAGGACAGGGACAGGGAGAAGGGCCAGGGCGUAUAUGACAUCCCACCUGCUCUGGGGGACAUGACAGACGGGGUGAACCGCCUGUCCUUCUCCAGCACGGGCUCCACACGCAGCUCCAUGUCCACCUCUUCCACCUCCACGGUCUCCAGCGCUGAGGGCCGGCUGGCCCUAGAUGUGGACCAGGCAGUCCAGAGGCUGUACCGCCUGCAUCAGGCCGUGGAGGCCUCUGUGGGGGCCCUGCAGACCCUGACCUCCUCCUCCCACUGGAGGACUUACCCCUUCAUGGAGCGCCACACCAACGAGGUGCGCACCAUGCUGGACAGGGUACGGGCAGCCCUGGCAGACUUUGUGGUAUUUGGCAGGGGUGCUGUGGCCAACGCCACGGCCCUGUCAGACCCCAGCCUACACAGUAAGCUGAGGAGGCAGCUGGGAAGGCUGGAGGACUCCCAGCAGAUCAUCCUGCAGACCUACCAGAGCCUGGAGAACUGCGGCUGGGCCCUCAACGCCCUGGCCACCUCCAGCAGCACCAAGCACCAGAUUAAGAGUGACAACCUGGACCGCUUCGUUAUGGUUUCCAGGACGGUGCCCGACGAUGCCAAACAGCUGGCCUCCUCCGUGGGGGGUAACGCUGAGCUGCUCUUCAGGCGGACGCCAACCAGGAAUGGGUCCUCCUACCCCAGGGGGGGCACGCCAGAGGAAGCCGUCAUCCAUCCUCUCACCUCCCCGUCCUCGGACAGCGACAACUACGUAGGCCAGACCAAGCCCUUUCCUGUGCCCUCCAACCAAGACAAAGGCAACAUGAACAAUAGUGAGAAAUGUGUGAAGAGCUGGAUGGAGGACUAUGACUACGUCCAUCUGCAGGGCAAAGAGGACUUUGAGCGGCAGCAGAAGGAGCUCCUGGAGAAAGAGAACAUCAUUAAGCAAAGCAAGUUACAGCUGGGACAGGAACAGAUUAACCAGUUCAUACAGUUGGAGCAAGAGGUGAUCAAACCAGUGGAGAAUGACAUCACACAGUGGAUCGCCCACCAGCACCCGACAGGCCCCUCCUCCUCCCCCUCAGACUCCUCCUCCUCUCCCUCCCCUUCCCUGGCUGAAGGCGGGGCCCAGCUGUGUGCGCGGGACCGUCAGCUGCUGGGCUUCUAUGCGGAGCAGUGCCAGCAGCACUUUGUCACGUUGCUCAACGCAGUGGACGCUUUCUUCGGCUGCGUGGGCGCCGGCCAGCCACCGCGCAUCUUCGUGGCGCACAGCAAGUUCGUCAUCCUCAGCGCCCACAAACUGGUGUUCAUCGGUGACACCCUGUCCAGGCAGGCAGCCACGCCCGAAGUGGCCAACCGGGUGAUGAACUCCAGCAACGUGCUAUGUGACCUGUUGAAGACAGUGGUGGGAGCUACCAAGACGGCCGCGCUGCACUACCCCAACACAGCCUACGUGCAGGACAUGGUGGACAGAGUCACGAAUCUCUCACACCACGCUCAACAGUUCAAAGAACAGCUGCUGCAGAUGGCUGCUUUGUGAUAGUUUGCGUUGUCAUUUGUCACUUCCUGGUCCCGCCUAUUUCACCACAGCAACCUGUUUAUAUACCUUAUAUACAGUAUCUCUCUCUCUCUCUAUAUAUAUAUAUAUAUAUAAUUGCUUAUUGUUAAUCUUAAAAGUACAUUUUUGGGCUGUUGUAAAUAGUAUCGUUUUCUCUGUUCUGUAAAUAUUAGGCUCUAUUUUUGUGUAGAUUGUUUUAUAUAAUUAAUUAUGAUAUGAAUAUAUAGAUGUGAUAUCUGUGGCUUUUUAGGGUUACUUGGACAUGUUUUCGUAACAUUCCAAUUUCAUAUAUUAUAAAGCAACUUAUGAUGAUGACAUGUCCGUUUUUUUUUCUUUCAUUUUCACCUGUAAAUUGUUGACGCACCCUACUGCUGGAAAUUACAGUAGUACUUUGUGUAAAUGGUUUGAUGUCGUACUUCUUUUAUUGAAAGCGGUAGGGUUCUCAGACAAAGUAAAGGACUGUUCUUACCCAUA